This is a messenger RNA of Hypanus sabinus (Atlantic stingray), 2520 nucleotides long. RefSeq names its product zinc finger protein 239-like. Gene Ontology annotation, biological process: central nervous system development; regulation of transcription by RNA polymerase II. Bases 1070 to 1603 code for a protein of 177 amino acids. The record is from RefSeq and is a predicted model, not a curated record. Gene Ontology annotation, molecular function: DNA-binding transcription factor activity, RNA polymerase II-specific; RNA polymerase II cis-regulatory region sequence-specific DNA binding. Gene Ontology annotation, cellular component: nucleus. Lineage: Eukaryota; Metazoa; Chordata; Chondrichthyes; Myliobatiformes; Dasyatidae. The transcript has 3 exons.
UCCGAGCGGGACUUCCCGGUGUCCAAACAUUUCAAUUCCGAUUCCCAUUCCCGUUCCGACGUGUCAUCCCAUCCCUUGCCAAGAUGAGGCCACCCUCAGGGUGCGGGAUCAGCAACUUGUAUUCCGUCUGGGUGCCCCCACCCACCCUGAUGGCAUGAAUAUCGAUUUCCCCUUCCGGUGAACAAAUUUACCUCAUACCCCUCCGUCCCACUCCCUCUCAUCCCCUCUGUCUUUGUACGUCCUCUCACCUGCUUAUCACUUCACUCUGGGUCCACUGCUCCAUCCCUUUCUCAAUAUAUUGAAGUGUACCUGUGAGUGUCGAUACACAAAAUAUCCUCACACGUCUGGUGUUACAUGGUUCGACCUUUAUACAUCCUGUUUAGUGUUUAAAUAUAUAAAAAGUUAAAGAAGCUAGAAUCUUUACAUAAAUUAUUAUCGCAACUAUACUAAUAGAAAAUAUUGUAUUUUGGAAGUGACAAAUGUUAAUGGGAGGAGAGCAACCAUUUGGGAGUUAGACCUGUGGUGAGAGAUUUAUUGGAAGAAAAACACCAACUGGAGGCAAACCACGACUGAAGACGAGGGAACAGCAACAAGUGUACCAGCCCGAGGACUGAGAGCACCGACUGGAGAGAAACCAAUCUGACUCGGAGAUUCCAGUGAUUCAGUCAGGAGAACGUUUGGUUAAAAUCGACCAGGAAUUUGUCUAUGGGAAUUCAAACACAACACACCAGUUGUGCUGUCUCUGUCUAGAUAUUUAAGGAGCAAGAGAUUCAAUCAGCCAUCCUUCCUGCGCAGACUUUGCGGAGGGAUUCACUCGGUCAUCUGAUCAAUUGACACGUCCAUCAUUUUACACAGGGGAGAGAUCAUUCACCUGCUCAGACUGUGGGAAUGGAUUCACUCGGUAAUCUCAACUGAAGCUACACACUGGGGAAGUCCAUUCAUCUAUUCUGUGAGUGGGAAGGGGUUCAGUCGGUCUUCUCACCUGUGGACACACCAGUCAGUUCACACGGGGCAGAGGCUGGUCAUCUGCUGAAUUUGUGAGGAAGGAUUCACUCGGUCAUCUGACUUCAUGGCUCACCAGCGAGUUCACACUGAGGAGAGGCCUUUCACCUGCUCGGACUGUGGGAAGGGAUUCACUUGCUCAUCUAAACUGAAGGCACACCAGCGAGUACACACAGGGGUGUGGCCGUUCACCUGCUCAGAAUGUGGGAAGGGAUUCAGUCAGUCAUCUGAUCUACAAAAACACCAGCGAGUUCACACUGGGGAGAGGCCAUUCACCUGCUCAGAUUGUGGGAAAGCAUUCAGUCAUUCAUCCACCCUACAGAGACACCAGCGAGUUCACACUGAGGAGAAGCCAUUCACCUGCUCAGAAUGUGGGAGGGGAUUCACUCAGUCAUCUGAUCUACAAAACCACCAGCGAGUUCACACUGGGGAGCGGCCAUUCACCUGCUCAGUCUGUGGGAAGGGAUUCACACAGUCGUCCAAACUAUUGGCACACCAGUCAGUUCACACUGGGGAGCGGCCGUUCACCUGCUCAGACUGUGGGAAGGGAUUCACGCUGUCAUCUAAUCUACUGAGACACCAGCGAGUUCACACUGGGUAAAGGCCUGCUCAGUCUUUGGGAAGAGAUUCUCUCGGCCAUCUCCACCAAAUGUGCAUCAUUGUCAAGUCAAAUUUGAGUUUCAGGAAGGUAUCAAGGAAGAGCAAGAAUUCACUGGCAGAGAGGACGGAACCUACUGCCUGAGGGCGGUUUCUGCCCAGAACAUUUGGGCGGACCCCGCAGCGUCACAGUGGCAGUCCGAGAGCAGCGUCACAACCCGCGGUAAGAUGCCGAACUUUAAAUAACUGUUGAGAAUGUUUCAGGGAAAGGAACACUGCUGUCACUGCGUUUGGGUUAACUCCGCCAUCGGGAUCAUCGCAUGCAGGCACUUCUUGAAAAUGGCGCAAGGCUUAAGAAGUGCUUGCGAACCUUCGAGAGAGUUCACCCAGUUUGGAACCAUAACGGUCCAGUAGAGAAACGGAGGUGCACGUCCAAAAUUGUCUCCGAAGUCCGAGAGGCAGCCAGUUUUUCACCUAAUCCUAAUGCUAAUGCUACUGCCACUGCCUUAUGACUAACCUUGACUAGACUAAUGACUGACAUGACUGAUUAUUUAUGACUACUGACUAAUAACUAAGAACUAUGAAAUGCCACACUUGUGAAAAUAAAAAUAAAAAAUGGAAAAGAAGGAAAGUUGUUUGGUCAUUGAAUGGAAUCCGGUUAAAACCUUCGGGUAUUCAGUCCCGUUCGAGUGUGGAAGCUGCACAUGUGCAAAGGGAGCAGUGAAAAUACUGCUAGACAAAACUGUUUGACUCGGAAACUGGAGGACCAGGAAACAGAAAUCUGUGAGCUUUGAGCUGGAACAGCAAGAGCAAUAAACUGUAGUCCUGAAAAAGGAAGGAAGGAGAAAGGAGGAUGCUGAAAUACUAACACCAACGGCGUUGGGCUUUUCCUCCAAUUUUCCCACGCCAGCCAUCAGACUG